AAUGCUCAAAGCUGUCCCCCCGCCGAUUUAUCGGCACCCACACACCAUUCACGCCACCCUCUCUCUCUCUCUCUCCUCACUGAUUCCACCGAAGCCAUCCAAAAUUUCUUCUUCCCCCAUUUCCCACUCUCGAAGCUUACACAGAGAGGGCGAGAGAUCGUCGACUCCCGCGUAGAAAUGAGCUUCGCCUUGCCGAGCUACUCGUCUCUCUUCCUCUCCCAAACCCUAACCAAUCGCUGACGAACGAACCUAGCUAGGGUUUAUCGCUUUUGGCCCCCCCCUUAUGCUGCUGGCCUUCUCCUAGAAGAAUCUUUGGCGGAGAAAGUUCGCUGUCUAUAGGAGGAGGAGGAGGAGGAGGAGGAGGAGGAAUAUGUAUAAGGAGAGAAGCGGAGGCGGCGUUUCCAAGUCCGAGGUGGUGGUCGGCGCUGCGGAUCGGAAGCAGAGGAUCAACAUCAACGACGUGCUCGACAAACACCUCCUCGAGCGAUCCUCGCCGUCCACGUCUCGCGUCAUCAACGGCAAGGACAAGUCCCCCCACGCGGUCAUCCUCGGCAAGGCUCCCUCCGAUCACCGCGAUUCGGCUCGCUUCAAGGCCAACUCCGAUGAGGAAUCUGAAACAGAUAGCGAAGAAUCAGAUGUGAGCGGUUCUGAUGCAGAUGACUCAUCUUGGAUCUCAUGGUUUUGCAAUCUUCGAGGAAAUGAAUUCUUUUGUGAAGUCGAUGAUGAUUACAUACAAGAUGAUUUCAACCUGUGUGGUUUAAGCAGUCAAGUUCCUUACUAUGAUUACGCACUUGAUCUGAUUUUGGAUGUCGAGUCCUCUCACGGUGACAUGUUCACUGAGGAGCAGAAUGAAUUAGUUGAAUCAGCUGCAGAGAUGCUUUAUGGUCUAAUUCACUCACGUUAUAUACUGACUAGCAAAGGAAUGGCAGCUAUGCUGGAGAAGUACAAGAACAUUGACUUUGGUAGAUGCCCAAGGGUUUAUUGUUGUGGACAACCAUGUCUCCCUGUUGGGCAAUCAGACGUUCCUCGUUCAAGCACCGUUAAAAUAUACUGCCCAAGAUGUGAGGAUAUAUAUUAUCCUCGAUCCAAGUACCAAGGCAACAUCGAUGGUGCAUACUUUGGAACUACAUUUCCUCACCUAUUUCUGAUGACAUAUGGCCAUCUGAAGCCACAGAGUGCAUCCCAGAAUUACGUUCCUAGAGUUUUUGGGUUCAAGAUCCACAAGGCAUGACGAGUUGCUCAUACAGGGUAUCAUGAGUAUGGAUUCUGCUUGGAACAAAUGCUUUCUCACCGUCCCUGCGUAAAAUUGAUAUCCAGCGAGACAUCACAUCCGGCUUCUUCAAUAUCUCAUCAAGGAACCCAUAUUCAUAUACAUAAGGAGGAAAUACCUGUCGUCAGCCUGUGCCGGGAUCAUAGCUACAUUUUGGCGCAUCGGAGGAGUCACUUCAAGCUUCUUGAGAUGGCUUCCUCUUUGCUUUUUUACUCUUAGCUGCUUAUCUAGUCGCAGUCUUCUUGUACUCGUGUGUAUCAUUCCGUAAUUCUUUAAUUACCGACAAAUUAAGCUGAAAAUUUUCAA
Molecule: messenger RNA, 1576 nt
Organism: Rhodamnia argentea
Lineage: Eukaryota; Viridiplantae; Streptophyta; Magnoliopsida; Myrtales; Myrtaceae
Product: putative casein kinase II subunit beta-4
Exons: 5
Coding region: 371-1231 (286 amino acids)
Cellular component (GO): cytoplasm; protein kinase CK2 complex
Molecular function (GO): protein kinase regulator activity
Source: RefSeq, a predicted model, not a curated record